Gastrolobium bilobum is the source of this 651-nucleotide messenger RNA. RefSeq lists its product as uncharacterized. Lineage: Eukaryota; Viridiplantae; Streptophyta; Magnoliopsida; Fabales; Fabaceae. The transcript has 2 exons. The record is from RefSeq and is a predicted model, not a curated record. The coding region runs from base 170 to 484 and encodes 104 amino acids.
ACAGCACGUGUAGCAACUAACAAUAAGCAAUGCGCUCCUCGUAAAGAUUCAUCGAAUCUUGCCCAAUCUCUCUCUUUCUCUGUCACUUCCCUUUUCCUCUGCAUCCAUCACCUGUUUUCCCCAAAUUCUAGGUAUCAAACUUACAAGAUACGAGGUUGCAAGAGCCACAAUGAGUCUGGCAUGUCUUGUGUGCCACAGCGUGGAUAGUCCAUCACCAUCACACUCUUUCAGGAGUUACUCUGUUUCAAGUUCAGAAAACCAAGGAAGAUGUUAUGCUGUAGCAACCUGCUUAACCAGGAAACUUUCUCUUCCACCACAUACAGUACACUCUUUUCUUGCAUCUUCAUCGUCCAAAGUCACCCCACAACCUCCUGUUUCAAGUAACAACGAGAUACCUAGUACACCACGGCUUGUACGAAGUCAUGCUGUAACGAGAGACCAAGUCAGAGAUUGGAAUUUUGAUGAAGUUGUAAUGGAGCACUAGUCCAAAAUGUAAGAUAAAGACUAGGGAAUUUUCUUGUGGGAUAGUUUAGAGUAUGCUACUGCAAUCUUGCCCCUUUAAAUUUUGUUAUGGGUGCAAUUAAUCACUUUCUCCAGUUUUCUUGUAAGAAUUCCAGCAUUUGUAGCCAUCAAGAAUUUUUAAGGCUAGAU